Messenger RNA from Pipistrellus nathusii (Nathusius's pipistrelle), 324 nucleotides. The record is from the annotation of a GenBank genome assembly. NCBI's taxonomy places the organism in Eukaryota, Metazoa, Chordata, Mammalia, Chiroptera, Vespertilionidae.
AUGGACCUGGCCCUUCCCAACGCCCCGGGUCUGGCGCCGCCAGCCGAGGUGAGCUCCGAGGAGGAGCUCUCUGACUGCCUCGAUUACUACUACCUGCGCGACUUCCCGGCCGGUGGGGCCGGGCACAGCAAGGGCCGCACGCAGCGCGAGCGGGAACUGCGCACUAACUGGCCGGUGCCUGGCGGCCACGAGCGCAAAAUCGCACAGAAGCUCCUCAACGGCCAGCGCAAGCGGCGCCAGCGCAAGCUGCAGCCCCGGCCGCGCACCCGGCUCUCCUGCGCGUCGGAUACCGAAGGAACUGAUAAAAAAAAGUCUUUUCUUUGA